AUGACGGAUAGAAUCAGCAGGGCUUACGAAGAUGCUGUUGCCUCGAAGCUACUUGCUGGAAUAGCGGCCAUUGCGGGCAGGAAAAACGGUGAUACUCUUUACCAGAAAUCCUUUGGAAGAGCUAGUCUGAAGGAAGGUCGAGAAGACGCCUUCACGUCCUCGACCAUUUGUGCGAUGGCCUCAACGACGAAACUCAUGACCUCCGUGGCCGUCUUGCAGUGUGUCGAGCAAGGCAAGCUAGACUUGGACGCAGACGCUCGGCCCCUCUUGCCGGAGAUGGGCAAAUACGGGGUCAUCACUGGGUUCGACGAUGAGAAGAACGAGGCCACCUUCGAGGCCGAUUCCACACCUAUCAGCCUUCGCAUGCUCCUGUCCAGCACGUCUGGCCACGAAUACGACUGGCUCAACCCGCUCCUUGGGCAGUGGCGUGCUUCUCGAAAUGAAAUACCGUGGUCAGGUCCACUUCUCACUGACAAGUCUGCGAUUCCACUUGUCUUUGCUCCCGGGACCGGGUGGGCUUACGGCGCGGGUUGGGAUUGGGCAGGGAGGCUGGUUGAAAUAGCCAGUGGCUUGACCUUGGAAGACUUCAUGCACAAGCAUAUUUGGACACCUCUAGGGGUUGAAAAGGAAUUUUCUUUCUGGCCCAAGACCAAGCCCGAAAUGAAGAGCCGAAUGGCCGACAUCAGCACCCUGAAUGAAGCAGGUGAACCUCCUGCCACGGACGAGCCGACUUUCGACAUCCUCUUUGGUGGGACUGAGUGUCUCGGGGGCGGCGGCGGCUUUGGUUCCGCUGAAGGAUACUAUACCUUCCUUUCGGCGCUGUUCCGACGCGACAACCGUCUCCUGACGGCUGACUCUUACACAGAGCUCUUCCGGCCCCAGCUGGACAGCAAAGCAGAGGAGGCCUUCAACAGGUAUCUGGUCCUCUCACCUGCUCACGAGCAGUUCAUUGGGAUGGGCAUCCCCAAAACGAUUCGCAAGUCGUGGUCCUUCGCAGGUAUGGUGGCCCUGAGUGGCCAAGAAGGCCGUUUCAAACCAGGGGCUACGUUUUGGGGAGGCGUACCAUGCAUGAUGUGGUUUAUGGAUCACGAGGCGGGCAUCUGUGGCACCGCCUUUUGUCAGAUGCUUCCGCCUAUGCACCCGAAGAUCAUGGCACUGCAUGAAGAGUUCCAGAGAGGUUCAUUUGAGGCGGCACUUGCGGAAGCCUCUCGCUUGUGA
Molecule: messenger RNA, 1218 nt
Organism: Diaporthe citri
Lineage: Eukaryota; Fungi; Ascomycota; Sordariomycetes; Diaporthales; Diaporthaceae
Exons: 3
Coding region: 1-1218 (405 amino acids)
Source: RefSeq, a predicted model, not a curated record